CUCUCACUGUCACCUUGGUUACAACCAGGAAGUAACUGAAGUAUGAAAACAUCUGCUGAUUGAAGCGUUUCAGUCUUUUUACUCUUCAUCAGAGAGGAGUCACGGAUUGUUACAGACGACUAAAAGAAGAGGAAAGAUGAGCGAGAGCGGUGAUGACUUCAAACCUGUGAGCUGCACAAUCAAACCUCCCGUCUACCUGCACAUCGGAGAAACGAAAGCAGACCCUGCCCACUCUGGAGUCUGCGUGGUCGAUGUCACCCUCCCCUUUGGAAAGCCGGUGGAUGUGGAGGAGAUCACCUUUAAGAACUACUACACAGCCUACCUGACCGUACGUCUGCUGAGGAGGGGCCCCGGGCAGGAAGCCACCGCUAAGUGGUCCACAGCUCUGAGAGACCUGCCUCUAAUGGACAACCCUCACACCGAGCGGGGCUCACAGGACUACUACUCCAUCCACAGGACCCAGAUGCAGGUGGAGCCGGAUCAUGUGACGUCUGUGAGGCUGAUCCUGAGACAGCCGUCCUCCGCCUGGCUCACCUUCAGCCUGGAGGACGUUCAUAUAUAUCCACACACAGAGCCGGACCCGGAGAAGGAGGUCUCUGAUUGGCUGUCUGACCUGACCCUGGUGGAUAACCACCCUGACCUGGAGCAGGGCCUCCCAGACCCUCAGACGGUUUCCUCCAGCCUGCAGCAGAUGUGGGCUUUGACCGAGGUGAUGCAGAGCAACCAGACCACUGCAUCCAUCGGACGAUUCGACGUGGACGGAUGCUACGACAUCAACCUGCUCUCCCUGACGUAACCUGACACCUGUGUUCUCACCUGAAGCUCACACUGUUCAAGCUUUAAGUCAUAACAGAGACUCAUUAGAUAUAAGGGUCAUCUGCUGCCUUUCCAUGUCCAAUAACAGCUUCAUCAUUGUUUCUUUUAUUGGGAUUUAAUUUUACACUAAGACAAACUUUGCGAGUUGUCGGGUGUCUCAGUAACUGUUGCAGCAAAUGGGUUGUCCCUAAAAACAUUGCAUGAGCUGCAUGAAGCAGUUUUUAAUGAGCUGAAGUUAAACAUCUCUCAGCAGGACUUUGGAUAUGAACGACAAUAUAUGUGUCUAAUAUUAAUAUAAGUCCUCUUCAUGGCUGCAGUGGCUCAAACUGUAAAUGUACAUUAAUAAAAGGAGAGUUGUGCAUGUGGUUGAUGUGACAGUAUUCACUGUGUGACACAGGGUGGCAGCAGUGUGUAACAUAAAGAUGUGUGUUUGCUGUCUCCUUUUAUCUCUGUGAGGACUGACUGAGAGGACGGGUUGAGAAGGUUUGAUUCCACCGCAAUCUGUAUGAAGAAUGUACAAACAGGCUGGAUGAGUACUUGCAGACAAUGUCUUUGUCUAUUGUAUUAAACAUCUUGAAAAUCAUGUAAA
Messenger RNA from Notolabrus celidotus (New Zealand spotty), 1405 nucleotides. It is a transcript of the gene nicn1, whose product is annotated as nicolin 1. Gene Ontology annotation, cellular component: nucleoplasm. Lineage: Eukaryota; Metazoa; Chordata; Actinopteri; Labriformes; Labridae. The coding region runs from base 137 to 796 and encodes 219 amino acids. The record is from RefSeq and is a predicted model, not a curated record. The transcript is spliced from 7 exons.